CGCCACUGCUGUUUCCCCGCAUCUGUCAGUACCUACUAUCGCUUGUCAAGUCGCGCGAAUUGGCAGUGAACUGCGUUGUCGAAAUAGCUCAACCGCCAUUGUUGUGGCGAGAGGCAAGGAUAUAGAUUAACAACAAUCAACCAUGGAUUUCGAAGAGGACCCAGACUUUUUGGCUUCCCGGUCGGGCAGCGGAACCCCCCGCAACAACAGACCAGUCGCACAACAGACGCCACAGGAGAUUGUGAACCGAUUCUGGGAUCGCUUCAACACCAAGCAUCCCGGCAAGGUAUUCAACGUGCUGCCCGAUAACCCGUAUGCUCGAAGCAAAGCUGCACAGAAGUCCAAGGGUGAAAUUGACGGUUCCACGGCAAUCAAAUCAUACGAACAAGCCAGGCAUGAAUGCGAGUUGGCGGUUGAGCGCAUAGUGAAAGAAUGCGAGCGCAUCAACCAGAAAUACACCGAUCCGCAUUUUGAUCUCGAAUUCGACUUGAAGUUUGGGAAGAGAAAUUGUCUCGAUGGACUGGGAGAACAAAACCAAGAGAUGCGGCCGCGUGGGGUGAAGAGAGUGACGGAUAUUUUUGAGAAUCCACAAUUUUUCAUCAACGGCCCGACAGCAGGCGAUGUUCGCCAAGGGCGAGAUGGUGAUUGUUGGCUCAUGGCCGCCCUCUGCACCAUGGGUAACAAAGAAGAUCUAAUCAAUAGGAUCUGCGUGGCUCGCGAUGACAAAGUUGGAGUGUAUGGAUUUGUCUUCUACCGAGAUGGUGAGUGGCAGCAUUGCAUCGUCGACGACAAGCUUUAUCUCCGAGCUGCCGACUAUGAUGAGUCAAUAGACGAAAGGAACAUUUGGGAUGAUAUUAAUCGCCAGGAUACCGAGGAAGAAUACCGCAAAGCGUGGCAGACUGGUUCUCGAGCUUUAUACUUUGCGCAAUGCUCAGAUGAUAACGAGACGUGGCUACCACUGCUGGAGAAGGCAUAUGCCAAGGCGCACGGAGAUUAUUCUGCUAUUGAGGGUGGAUUUGUUGGAGAAGCAAUCGAGGAUAUGACUGGCGGAGUAACGUCCGAAGUUCUAUCGACAAAUAUUCUCGACAAGGACAAAUUUUGGAAGGAGGAGUUGAUGAACGUCAAUAAGCAGUUUCUUUUCGGCUGUGCCACGGGGAUGUUCGCAAACUGGCUGGAACCAAACUAUAAAGGACCAGCACGAGAUCGCAAGGGCAUCUCUGAAGGUCAUUCCUACUCUAUCAUGGAUGCGAGGGAGGUCAAUGGCAUCAGAUUACUUCGCGUUAGGAACCCUUGGGGACGGAAAGAAUGGAGCGGACGGUUCAGUGAUGGAAGCGAAGAAUGGACCCCAGAGUUGAUGAAUUUGUUGGGGCACAAAUUCGGAAAUGACGGCGUAUUUUGGAUUUCAUACGAUGACCUUCUCAAAAAGUAUCAGCAUUUUGACCGAACGCGGCUCUUCGGUCCUGAAUGGACGGUUACUCAACAGUGGACUAGUCUACACGUGCCAUGGUCGGCCGACUAUCACACCACCAGAUUUGGUAUCGAACUAACUCAGACCAGUCCUAUUGUAGUGGUUUUAUCUCAGCUUGAUACUCGAUACUUCCGGGGCUUGGAAGGUGAAUACGAUUUCACUCUUCAAUUUCGUCUGGAAAAAGAAGGCGAGGAGGAUUACAUUGUUCGCAGUAGUACUACAUACAUGAUGUCUCGAUCAGUCAAUACCGACAUCACUCUAGAUGCCGGACGGUACUCUGUCCUGGUGAAGGUAACUGCAUAUCGACGCAAAAACGCGAACAACCCGGAAAAUGUCGUGGGUAAGCAUGCAUCAAGUCGAAGAGAGAAGCUGGUUCAAAUUGGCCUCUCAUACGAUCUGGCCCACACAAAGGGACUUGAUGUGGAAACAGAAGGAGAGAAAAGGGAGCGCGAAGAACGCGACGAGAGACACCAAUUCGUCGAACGAACUAAAUUGCGUGAGCGAACUGUCAAGAAACUGCAGAAGCAACAUAUCCGCGAGAAAAAGAUAAUCGCCAGAAAGGAGAGAAUGAUGGAACGGGAACAUUUGAGAAAAGCUGCUGCCGCUUCUUAUCAUGCCGAGCCACUUGAAGAGAUAGGAAGUGAACACCAUUUAAUGGAGGACGCCAAGAUGCCAAAUGGUAACGGAAGUGUCAACGGCAAUGGGUACACCAAUGGAAACGGCGCUACUCUCCCAACAAGGAAAGCCCGCAUGCCGAGCCGACCACCCCGACCAAGCCUCAACAUGAGCUUCGCAAGGAAUAGCCACCGUGACGAGGCAGAAUUACUACAAGACUUUGAAUUUGACUCUGACAUUGACAUGCCGCCCGAGGAGUCCCCGGUUGUUAGCAAACAACCCGCUUCCUUCCCCGAGCCAUGUGCCAGCGGAAAUACAGAUCCAUGGAACGCAGUAUGUGUGGUAGGCUUGAAGGUCUUCUCAAAGGAUCCGCAAUUGAAACUGCAUGUCUCUAGACCGGAAUGUGGUGAUGGUGAAGCUCCACUUGAUCGCGACGACCCAGCUGUGUCUGCGACAUUGGAGAGGAGACCAUCGUGGCUUACUGGAGAGUGGAAGAGGUGAUAUUCUCACUGUAAGAGAAUGAUUCAUAUCUUACUCCAUGUAUUCUUACUUUUGUAUUAUAAUUCAAUAUGAUUUCAACUUGAACAGUAUGACCUGUCUUGUCGAGAAUGACUCAUGACUGAUACUAGAUAUUGACUCGUC
Messenger RNA from Talaromyces proteolyticus, 2725 nucleotides. RefSeq names its product calpain-like protein. The transcript is spliced from 7 exons. Gene Ontology annotation, cellular component: cytoplasm. Lineage: Eukaryota; Fungi; Ascomycota; Eurotiomycetes; Eurotiales; Trichocomaceae. The record is from RefSeq and is a predicted model, not a curated record. Gene Ontology annotation, biological process: proteolysis. Bases 143 to 2584 code for a protein of 813 amino acids. Gene Ontology annotation, molecular function: calcium-dependent cysteine-type endopeptidase activity.